AUGGAGCAAACCUACGGGGAGGUUAACCAGCUGGGGGGAGUUUUUGUCAAUGGACGUCCUUUGCCCAAUGCAAUACGAUUACGAAUAGUGGAGCUAGCCCAGCUUGGCAUCCGACCCUGUGACAUAAGCAGACAGCUUCGGGUCUCCCAUGGCUGUGUGAGUAAAAUCCUUGCGAGAUACAACGAAACUGGGUCCAUUUUUCCGGGCGCAAUCGGUGGCAGCAAACCACGAGUUACUACACCGAAUGUAGUAAAAAAUAUACGGGAGUACAAACAAGGAGACCCGGGAAUUUUUGCAUGGGAGAUCCGGGACCGUCUUCUCGCGGACGCAGUAUGUGACAAGUACAAUGUUCCUUCGGUCAGCUCUAUCAGCCGGAUAUUAAGGAACAAGAUCGGAAACCUCUCCCCGCCUAACCAAUAUGAAAAUGGCAAGCAAGCACCUCCGCAGUCCAGCCUCUCGUACAACCAUAUAUACCCGUAUUCAUACCCCAAUGCAAUGUCUCCCUCCGGGACCAAAAUGAGCAAUCCUCCCGGUGUCCCUGUCACGGGUGGGCAUGUAAGCAUUUCCCGCGGUUGGCCUUCACCGCACACGGUCAGCAAUAUAUUGGGUUUUCGGGCUUUCAUGGAUCCUUCAGCUAUUUCUAGCGCUGAAGGAUACGUACCAAAAAUGGAGGACUGGGGUAGUGUGAAUAGAGCGACAUUUCCCUCUGCUCAUGGAGUCAAUGGAAUAGACAAAUCAUCUAUUGAUGCAGACAUAAAAUACCCUCAGCCUUCGUCGACUUUGUCUAGCUAUGUCCCCGCAUGCGCGUACUCUCCCUCCAACCAGUAUGGCGUGUACAGUGGUCCAGCAGGCAGUUAUGUGAGCCCAGGGCAUCACUGGCAGGCCCAGGGCACCAGCCACUCCCACCCUGGCGGUGGCGUAGCGAUGCACCCGAGUGACAUCCAUUCUUCUAUGGCGUUCAAACAUGCUGUGCGAGAUGGAGACAGAAAACCACAGAGUCCCCUAAGCAAGCAGCAACACGAAGCCUUGAGCAAUGUACACGGACUCAACCUUUCUACCUCAUCAUCGUAA
Molecule: messenger RNA, 1071 nt
Organism: Sinocyclocheilus grahami
Lineage: Eukaryota; Metazoa; Chordata; Actinopteri; Cypriniformes; Cyprinidae
Product: paired box protein Pax-1
Exons: 5
Coding region: 1-1071 (356 amino acids)
Biological process (GO): regulation of transcription by RNA polymerase II; anatomical structure development
Molecular function (GO): DNA-binding transcription factor activity, RNA polymerase II-specific; RNA polymerase II cis-regulatory region sequence-specific DNA binding
Source: RefSeq, a predicted model, not a curated record